This is a messenger RNA of Aplysia californica (California sea hare), 556 nucleotides long. Its product is annotated as synaptic vesicle membrane protein VAT-1 homolog-like. Lineage: Eukaryota; Metazoa; Mollusca; Gastropoda; Aplysiida; Aplysiidae. The record is from RefSeq and is a predicted model, not a curated record.
CUCCUCAGAGAAUCUUCUGAUGGCGUGGACAUUGUUCUGGAUUGUCUGUGUGGUGAUGACACCAAUAAGGGAAUUGCUCUCCUCAAACCUAUGGGAAAAUACAUUCUCUACGGAUCUUCCAACAUCGUGACGGGCGAAACGAAAAGCUUUUUCAGCUUCGCCAAAUCGUUGGAGAAGCCAUGCAGAAGUUGUGUGACCGCAAAAACAUUGGGAAGAUCAUCUUAGACCCUACGGCAGAGCCAAGGCCUAAGACUCCAGAGAAGAAAGCUGCUAAUGCUGAGCCAUCAACAAAUGCCGAGGGAGGAGCGGCAGGUGGCGAAGAGAAGAAAGAGCCCGUUGCUAAUGGAGAGUGAGCAGAACAGUUAUCCCCACCAUAUUUUGAGUGAUCUUCAUCUGUUUGGGAGCCACAUUUGUGCAUGAUUCACCCAGCGAUGUCAUUGUUGCUUCCUUUACUUCAACCUGUAGCCAUGCCAAAAGUUUGUGAAAUGCUUCGCUCUACAGUAACAGUUUAUGCUGAUGACGAUUAGCCUCCUUGGAAACUUUCACUGAAAGAAAA